CCAUAGACUGGAGUUGCCCAUCCCUGACCUAGGACAUGGGGAGCAGUGAGGCCGAGCUGCCCUUAAAAGUUCAGAACACCGACAGAUAGAUGGCCUUGUCCUCAGAGGGAGAUGGCAUCAAUCUACCGCGGUGCAUGGUGGGAAUGAUCAGAUCAGGUAAGCUGAAAUGAGACCGUCUGAGCCGCAAGAACAGGUGAAUGAUUACUGUAGGCCUACUGUUAAUGCCGUCGUCCAAAGAUACCUUGUUAUCUUGGUCCCAUAACGAACAAAUAGUGGAUGUUUUGACGCGAGGAGUCCAAUUAACUUUAAUGAGAGCCCGAAUGAAAAGCGGAGAUACGCUACAAAAAGAGGUCGACAACUCGCCAAAAACCUGGAAUUAGUAGCAGGGUUGAGCUGAGAGGCGCCAUGCUGUCGGGGGAGGAGAUUCUGUGCAGCACGCGGCAAGUGAUAGCGGGCCUUGAGGCGCUGCGAGGUGAGAACCACACCCUCCUGGACAACCUGCAGGAGGUGCUGGAGGACCGGCCGGUGGCCGAGAGUGGCAGUGUGGAGCAGGAGAAGAGUGGCAUCAUCCGCCAGUCUCUGGAGAGGAUAGAGCUGGGCCUGGGAGAGGCACAGGUGAUGAUGGCUCUGUCGGCCCACCUGGGCUCCCUGGAGGCGGAGAAGCAGAAGCUGCGGACCCAGGUACGGAGGCUGUGCCAGGAGAACCAGUGGCUGAGGGACGAGCUGGCCAGGGCCCAGCAGAGGCUGCAGGACAGGGAGCAGGUGGUGGUCACGCUGGAGGAGCAGAACAGACACCUGCAGUUCAUGAGCAGUAUCCGCAAGUACGACCAGGAAUCGCCAUCACCGGAUGACAAAGAGACGGGCUCCACCAAGGAGUCCCUAGAUGACCUUUUCCCCACGGACGAGGAGGAACAGUCACAGAUAUCUCAGCCCCACGGUAGCAGUGCGGCAGCAGCGGCCCAGCAGGGAGGCUAUGAGAUCCCGGCCCGCCUGAGGACCCUUCAUAACCUGGUGAUCCAGUACGCCUCCCAGGGCCGCUACGAGGUGGCCGUGCCCCUCUGCAAACAGGCUCUGGAGGACCUGGAGAAGUCCUCAGGCCACAGCCACCCUGACGUGGCCACCAUGCUCAACAUACUGGCUCUGGUCUACAGAGACCAGAACAAGUACAAAGAGGCGGCUAACCUCCUGAAUGACGCGUUGGCCAUUCGGGAGAAGACCCUGGGCAUAGAUCACCCUGCGGUGGCAGCCACACUCAACAACCUUGCUGUACUGUAUGGAAAGAGAGGGAAGUACAAGGAGGCUGAGCCACUGUGUAAGAGAGCCCUGGAGAUCAGAGAGAAGGUGUUAGGCACGGACCACCCUGACGUGGCAAAGCAGCUGAACAACCUGGCGCUGCUGUGUCAGAACCAGGGCAAGUACCAGGAAGUGGAGCAGUACUACGAGCGUGCCCUGCACAUCUACCAGAGCAGGCUGGGCCCCGACGACGCCAACGUGGCCAAGACCAAGAAUAACCUGGCUUCAUGUUACCUGAAACAAGGGAAGUACAGACAAGCUGAGGCUCUGUAUAAAGAGAUCCUGACCCGGGCCCAUGAAAAAGAGUUUGGAUCUGUGGAUGGUGAUGUGCGGGACAUCUGGACCCACACGGAAGAGGAGGGCUCCAUGCAGGAUGGGCUGGGCAGUCUGAAGCGCAGCGGCUCAUUCACCAAGCUCCGCGAGUCAAUACGCAGGAGCAGCGAGAAGCUGGUCAGGAAGCUGAAAGGAGUCGGACCUCAAGAUACCACGCCUCCGACUCCUGGGAUGAAAAGGGCUAAUUCUCUGAAUGUGCUAAACGUGGGUGUGAGGGAGUGUCAAGAAGCAGCAAAGAACCCCUGCAGCCUGACAGAGAACCGAACCCUGAGCUCCAGCACCCAGAGUCUGGCACGGCGAGGAUCCCUCAGCUCUGCACACUACACCUCUGAACACUAGCCCCCCCCACACACACACACAUAUAUAUAUCCAGGAAGUACUCUCACACAGCUCUGGUCCCUACUCUCCGUCUCAGUGAACCUACAUAGGUCACUGCAACCCCCUUCCCUUGCUCUGUUUUAAAUCGAACAAUGAUCUGUUGAAGUUUGUUUACUGCACUAUGUUGUAGCGGGUGAAGGUCACUGAUACUCCUUGCCUGCUAGUUUUAUCCCCUGGUGCCCCAGUUCUGAGGUAUAGAUUAGGAUACACACAGCAAUGAGGACUGGUUUGAGAGAUUCAGAUUGAAUCCGUUUCAGACCAGAUUUAGUAUAUAUAUCUGUAUAUAUCUGUACAAGGAGGGAAAGCUUGAAUUCUUCAACGAUUGUUCACAAUUAUGAACAUCUUGAUAUUUGCAUUUUAACUGCAGUUGGGUCAACAAGUGCAUGCAAAAAAGGUCUUAUUUAUACAAUGUGGUUUUUAAAGUGUGUUACAUUCUGAUUUGAUCUCCUUGUGUCCAUUACCAGCGGUCCUCUUAUUUUUGGCACUAGGUGAUUUUAAUUCCACAAUUAAAACAAAUAUUUACUAAUAUCUAUUGAAUGUGAUGCACAAAUAGUGUAUUGGCUUCCAUGUUAGGUUGUGGUAAAGUGCUCUCCUUAUUCCACAAUACUAGAGCAAAAUCUGCACUUCCCAGUCCAGCGGUAGAAUGCAAUUUGUCUGAAAAUAUGUUUGUACUAUGUUUAGCAGAUUUCAUUAUGAGCAGAUAUAAAAAGCUUAAGCUAUUUUGAUAGCCCAAAAGUAAAAGCACUAUGUGCCUGUAUGUAAUAGCUUAUUUUUUUAUUUGUCUUAGUUUGGGGUACAUUUAUUUUUUUGGAUAGCUAGCUAAUUUAAAUUCCUUCUGAAACAUGUUUUUUAAAUGAUUUGAUUUUGUUGUCUAUGCAUCUUACACAGGAUGUUAUCAAGAGUAAAUAUGCAAUUCGAGGGACAAAAAGCGAUUAAUUCACUGUGGUGGUAUUUCCAAGUGAUCAUUUAAAAGGGCGGUAGAGGAGUCACUAUUGUAAACAGGUUCUAAUCUUGCCCUUUCGUUCAACUCUGGCCUAAAAAGUGGGCACAAUCCGAAUGUGGACAAGAUCAGGACACAGAAUGCAUGUUAGCACCAUGUACAGUAUAAACAGGGCUAUAAGCUGACAAAGCACAAGGGCUCUAUUCAAACUGUCAAGCUUUUCAUAUGCAGUGUUUUACCAUGAAUGCAAUCUCCAUUAACAUUGCCUUUAAAUUUCAAUCACGCUGAACUUCAGCGAUACAGAUUGAAUAGAGCCCUACAUCUUAUUUAUGUAGAAUUAUGUUCGCUGUUACAUAUGGAGAGCUUUCUUUGCAGAUUGUCAAUGUUAUUGAAAAUUACAAAUAUAUUUUAUAUCUGGAAACCAUAGCAGACAAAUGUCAAAUAAAGUAUGUCUCUUCAA
Molecule: messenger RNA, 3404 nt
Organism: Oncorhynchus tshawytscha (Chinook salmon)
Lineage: Eukaryota; Metazoa; Chordata; Actinopteri; Salmoniformes; Salmonidae
Product: kinesin light chain 1
Exons: 13
Coding region: 406-1965 (519 amino acids)
Biological process (GO): axo-dendritic transport
Cellular component (GO): kinesin complex; membrane-bounded organelle; cytoplasm
Molecular function (GO): kinesin binding
Source: RefSeq, a predicted model, not a curated record